AAAAAAUGACACAUUCGAUAGGACCAAGCCCCUCCCAAACACUUACAUUUAAUGCUGUUUACUCAUCACCGACUAUACCUCUUCUCGAGUCUUUGGAAGGAAUCCUGACAGUGUAUUUGCCCGCGUGUACAAAGAUACGGGUAUCAACGCCAAGCUCUUUAUAGUAGGGAUAGCCUACAAACGAGCAGACCUGUCGUGCUUAAACAGUACAAGGACUACAUAUACAAAAAAAAAUGUUUUUUAAAGAUUUUUAAAAGACAAUUUUCUAAAGUUGAUUUUUAACAGUUUUAUUCACGAUGUUUGCUUUACCGACUUUGCACUUUACGCCGCAGCAAGUUGCACAGGUUUGUGAGACUUUGGAGGAGAGUGGGGACAUUGAGAGACUGGGCCGGUUUCUGUGGUCAUUGCCGGUAAAUCCGUCUGCUUGUGAUGCAUUAAACAAACACGAAUCUGUUCUAAGAGCACGAUCUCUUGUAUCGUUCCAUACUGGAAACUUUAGGGACCUUUAUCACAUUUUAGAAAAUCAUAAAUUCACAAAAGAAUCUCAUGCUAAACUGCAAGCUAUGUGGCUGGAGGCCCACUACCAAGAGGCAGAGAAGCUGAGGGGUAGACCGCUUGGUCCAGUAGACAAAUACAGAGUCAGAAAGAAGUUCCCUUUGCCGAGGACAAUUUGGGACGGUGAACAGAAGACCCAUUGUUUUAAGGAACGGACGAGGAAUCUUCUAAGGGAAUGGUACCUGCAAGACCCGUACCCAAACCCUACAAAGAAGAGAGAAUUGGCUCAAGCUACAGGGCUGACACCAACACAAGUAGGAAACUGGUUCAAGAAUAGGCGACAAAGGGACAGAGCAGCUGCAACCAAAAACAGACUCCAACAGCGUCAGAUGUCUGGUGAUAAACUGAGUCGGCUAGAUUCGUCAUCGCCGACGCCAGGCUCGCUCGCUUCAUUCGAUGAAGAUGACAAAAUAGACAUUGAUGAUGAUGACGAUGAUGAUUUGGAUUUAGACGAUUCUAGAAGUAGCAAUAGUUCACCCUUAUCUUCUCAUGGACAUCCUCAAAUGCCAUCUCCAUCAUAAACAAAUCGCGUCAUCAAUGUUUCAGUUUUACUUUACAUAACAAAGGCACAUGUAUGACGUCAUGAAUAUUCAAUACCGGAAGCGGAAGGAGAGUUCUUGCCAUGUAUCCGUGCUUACUGUCUGCUGUUUGUCCGCUACUCCGACGUAUGUGUAUAUACUUUUAUUUAUCCGGACAUCAGGACUAGUUGGAAUUGUUAAAAACAGGUUACGGUUUUCAACAUUUCAUUUGUUUACAAAAAUAUUUUGUAAAUGUCUUAUUUAUACUUGUGUUGUUGUAUAUAUACCAUUCAAUCAUAUUUGUCGAACAAUGGUAAAGACAAUGUGACACAGACAAUGUGACAAAGACAAUGUGACAAAAAGAAAGAAGUUGACAUGAUAUAUGAGUGAGACAAACUAUCUCGAUAUAGGUAAAUAUAUAAUUAGAUGCGAUAUAUUGAUUCAUCAGUUGUCUUUGUUCUGCUGGCGAAAUAUUAAAUCUGUAUUAAAUUUUAUUUCGUGGAGGAAGUAAUUGUCACAAUGUCAUAAAUAUCAUGUAAGCAUUUUCAUUGAAAAGUGCUGACUCUGUGUUACCUAUAUAUAUGUUUGUCAUGUGAUUUUUGCACUAUGUGGUUUACAGUUAUUUAGGUGUAUGCAUGGAGAAAUCGAACUGUUACGUCCUCGUUAAUUUUAAUUGAGAAUAAAAAGAAAACAAAUUAAA
Messenger RNA from Mizuhopecten yessoensis (Yesso scallop), 1773 nucleotides. Its product is annotated as homeobox protein SIX6-like. Gene Ontology annotation, molecular function: DNA-binding transcription factor activity, RNA polymerase II-specific; RNA polymerase II cis-regulatory region sequence-specific DNA binding. Lineage: Eukaryota; Metazoa; Mollusca; Bivalvia; Pectinida; Pectinidae. The transcript is spliced from 2 exons. The record is from RefSeq and is a predicted model, not a curated record. Gene Ontology annotation, biological process: regulation of transcription by RNA polymerase II. The coding region runs from base 297 to 1076 and encodes 259 amino acids. Gene Ontology annotation, cellular component: transcription regulator complex; nucleus.